AUAAUUUUUAAUUGAGGACAAUUUAGUCACUAAACGGCUAUAAACAGCUUCAUACUGACACUUUCCUGCAACAACUUAAGUCAAACUCAUACCAAUGGCCGCUGAAAAUGAAUUUACAACUGAAGACCUUCUGACCGAUUUGUUCAAGUGCGUUAGUGUUGAAGCUCUGAAAAAUGAAAAUAUCCAAAAAUACGAUUUGAAAAUAUACGGGUCCGAAGAUAAAAUUGAACAGUACGGAAGUGAUAUCGCUUUUAUUGAUAUAUCAGCGGAAAACUUUGAAGCUGAAAAACGUAUGUAUAAUUUGGUGCUAAAAUAUGGUCAUACGCAGAAAAACAUCAAAAGUAAAGUGCCAAUUAGAGAAGGGUUUGAAAGGGAAAUUGAAGUCUAUUCCAAACUCGUUCCCUGCUAUCAAAGGUUUCAGCAGCAGAAGAACCUUUCACCGUUAGCGAUUGUACCGAAAUGCUUCUUAACAAAAUUCUCAAACAAUGAUGAAAUCAUUGUUCUUGAAAACUUAAAAAUUAUGGGAUAUCACACACAUAACAGAAAAAGAGCCAUGGACGUGAAUCAUAUAAAGUUGAUACUGGAAGCUUAUGCGCAAUGGCACUCUCUUUCUUUCGCUCUGUACGAUCAAAAAGACGACGAAUUUCUCGAAAUCAAAAGCCAUUUUUUGUCCAAUCCCUGGAAGAACUAUUUCCCAAACCAAUUGGGCGAAAUGAUUGAUAUUGGUCAAAACGCAUUGUACACCAUAUUGGAAGAAAACGACGAAAUGGAAUUGCUCCAAAAAUUUCAACAGAAAAUUUGUAACGCUAAUGCCAGAACAGCUCUAAUGGAUUUAAUGGAAAUAAAUGAAAAUGCGGCCGUAAUAUUGCAUGGCGACUGUUGGAAUAAUAAUUUUUUGUUCAAAUACCGCGAUGGGGACUUAAAAUCAAACAUCUGUAUCGAAGUGCAGCUUCUAGACUUUCAAAUGGCUUCAUGGCGUAGUCCUGUAUUCGACUUGAGCCUUCUUCUCUAUUGUGUGGCAUCCGAAACGGAACUGGAUCGAUUCAAAGAAUUACUCGACCAUUAUUAUUUCCAUUUGUCGCAUAAUAUUAAAAAAUUGGGAAGCAACCCGGAGAAAAUUUUCCCGUUCCGGACGUUAAAAAACCACUGGAACAAAUAUUCUGUAUAUGGAGCAAUUUUGAGUCCCUUUAUCGCCAUGUACUCUUUCAUUGAUAAGGAGGAUACUGCUGACUUUGGAGUAUGCCAGACUCUAAAAAAAACCACUUUGAAGCCUGAAUAUAUGGAACGAGUCAUUGCUGUUGCACGACAUUUUGUAGAAUGUGAUUUAUAAAAACUUUAAGUCAGUGUUAAAUCAGUAUUGUAGAUCGAUGGAGUGAAAAUUGUAAUCGUGAUUAAAGAUAAAUAAAGAGUCCUUAAUG
Messenger RNA from Dendroctonus ponderosae (mountain pine beetle), 1418 nucleotides. RefSeq lists its product as uncharacterized. Lineage: Eukaryota; Metazoa; Arthropoda; Insecta; Coleoptera; Curculionidae. The record is from RefSeq and is a predicted model, not a curated record. The coding region runs from base 95 to 1330 and encodes 411 amino acids. The transcript is spliced from 3 exons.